AUGCCAUCUAUUUUGGCAAUCCAUAUGGGUCUCCUCUGUAUACUCUCCGUAAAUGAUGAAAAUACUCUUUCUGACCAUGCCUCAAGUGACCAAGUCCAAUCAACAAUCACAGAAGAAAGCAACAGUCAGAGGUUUUCGGAAUCGAUGGAAACGUUUCUGAAAAGAGCUGAGGAAGAGAUCAUCAGAGUACAAGCUCAAGAGAGCGUAGCGUUAUCACUUGUAAAAGAAAUCACAGAGUAUUUCCAUGGAAACUCGGCUAAAGAAGAAGCGCAUCCGUUUAGAAUAUUCUUGGUGGUUAGAGACUUCCUUGGAGUAGUAGACAGAGUCUGCAAAGAAGUAGGGAUGAUAAACGAAAGAACAAUGGUUAGUUCUGCUCAUAAGUUUCCUGUUCCAGUGAAUCCAAUGAUGCCACAACCUCUUCCUGGACUCGUUGGACGAAAACAAUCUUCUUCUUCGUCUUUAUCAGCGGCCAGCUUCAAU
This is a messenger RNA of Arabidopsis thaliana (thale cress), 480 nucleotides long. Its product is annotated as formin-like protein. The record is from RefSeq and is marked reviewed. The transcript is spliced from 2 exons. Gene Ontology annotation, molecular function: actin binding; actin filament binding. Lineage: Eukaryota; Viridiplantae; Streptophyta; Magnoliopsida; Brassicales; Brassicaceae. The annotation marks the transcript as partial. Gene Ontology annotation, biological process: actin nucleation; actin cytoskeleton organization.